AUGAUUUUAGCUUUUAGUUUUGGCUAUGCUAUUAUUAUCAUAGCUAGUUUUAUUUUUAAAAUAACAUUAGCUGAAUAUGAUUGUUCAGCUAAAGAAGAUGGUUGGUAUUAUGAUCCAGAAUUUUGUCAUAUUUAUUGGCGUUGUAUUCAUGGUUCAUCAGAAGAAUUUGAAUGUGCUAGUGGGACAGCUUGGGAUCAUCAUGAAAAUCGUUGUAAUUGGCUUGAUAAUGUAGAUUGUUCACGUGCUGAAAAAACCACAGCAAAAAUUGUAUCUGAAGAUGAUGAUAAUGAACAAGAUGAUGAUAAUGAAACAAAAGAUGAUAAACCUAUUGUUGUUGUUAGUAAAUCAAAAAGAAAGAAAAAGAAAAUGAAUUCAAAUAAAAGAAUGUUAGAUGGUGGUGGUGGUGAUGAUGAAGAAGAAGAAAAUAUUGAUCGUGAGAACUCAAAUUAG
This is a messenger RNA of Rotaria sp. Silwood2, 450 nucleotides long. NCBI's taxonomy places the organism in Eukaryota, Metazoa, Rotifera, Eurotatoria, Philodinida, Philodinidae. The record is from the annotation of a GenBank genome assembly.